This is a messenger RNA of Geodia barretti, 1023 nucleotides long. The record is from the annotation of a GenBank genome assembly. Lineage: Eukaryota; Metazoa; Porifera; Demospongiae; Tetractinellida; Geodiidae.
AUGAGUUACAAGGCGGAAUACAUCUGGAUUGACGGGCAGGAGCCGACCGCCAAGCUUCGGUCCAAGGCAAAGAUCGUUCCCGAUGGGGAAGCCCCUCCCAUUUGGGGUUUUGACGGCUCCAGCACCAACCAGGCGCCCGGCGAAAACUCGGACUGUGUGCUCAACCCGGUCCUCAUGGUCGCCGACCCGGUGCGGGGCGGCGAUCACAAGCUGGUGAUGUGUGAAGUGCUGCUCACCGACAUGACGCCACACCCGUCCAACACCCGGGCCGCCUGCGCCGCUGCUGCGGAAAAAUACUCCGCCCUGGACUUCUGGUUCGGUAUCGAGCAGGAGUACACCUUCUUCGACGGCAUCAAGCCGUUGGGCUGGCCGGACAACGGUUUCCCCGCGCCCCAGGGCGGCUACUACUGCGGCGUCGGUUCCGACGAGGUUUUCGGCCGGCCCCUGGUGGAGCAGCACAUGGACGCCUGUCUGCACGCCGGCCUGGCCUUUGCCGGCAUCAACGGCGAGGUCAUGCCCGCCCAGUGGGAGUUUCAGAUUGGUCCCAUCGGCGCUCCGACCGCGGCCGACCACCUGUGGCUGGCUCGCUGGCUGCUCUAUCGCAUCGGCGAGGACACGGAAACCGUUGACGGACGCAAGGGCAUCAGCGCCACCCUGGACCCCAAGCCGGUCAAGGGCGACUGGAACGGCGCCGGGGCCCACACCAACUUCUCCACCAACCAGAUGCGGGAGAACUACGACGCCUGCGUCGCCGCGGCGGAAGCCCUCCAGACCCGCCACGAUCUCCACAUCGUCAACUACGGGCACCGGAUUGAGGAGCGGCUGACCGGACUGCACGAGACCUGCUCCUACCGGGAAUUCCGUUACGGCGUGUCCGACCGGGGCGCUUCGGUUCGGAUUCCGUGGCAGGUGGCACGGGACGGCAAGGGCUACAUCGAAGACCGGCGGCCCAACGCCAACUGCGACCCCUACACCGUCACCCGAUUGAUCAUCGAAACCGUGGGCGCUGCGGCUACUGCCUAG